UGCUUCGUUCAGCUUCAUACAGUUAUCAUCUGAGGCGGUUCGACGAAUUUACCCAGGUAAAAGACAGAUACAAAUAAUAAUAAUAAUAAUAAUAAUAAAAAACAACUAAAUGGUUAGUGCGGAGAAACGGACAAGAAAGUUCUCCAGCAUCCUCAUGAACGCGGUCCUGCACUUGUGAUUCAACGGAAAGUGAAGGGAAAUCUGCUCUACCACUCCAAGGAAUCUGACUCGCACUGUUAAGCUCACGGCCUAUUGAACACAUUAGCACCUGUCCUUUUGGUCCAAGCAAGGUCAUCACUGCUUUCUCUCUUACUUAAUUUGGCUGUUAAACAUUGAUUCCCGGUGCUCUCUGCAUUCUACAAUGGAGAGCCUAAGUGAGCUUCAGAACCCUCUACUGGAUAAGAAUAGCAAACAUAUCGUCAAGGCUGACUACGGCUAUGGGGGUGACUUCCAAAGCAAUCAGUAUCAGGAGAACAUUAUUAAUUACUUUGUGACUGGUGGAGGAGGUGGGGGUGGAGGGGUCGGUGGGGUUGGUGUCACAGGAGGAAAUGGCAAGGCGAAAGCCCAGCUACUGGACGCCACCUCACUACACCUAGCUGUGGAGGCAUUUUACAAGCCUAACUUCAUCCUUUACAAGGACGAUGGAAGCGGCAAGGGAAAGGAUUACAAAAAUGAGUGCUGUGAGACCACCUUCAUGGAGAAGAAAGAGAAUGAAGUAAUUGUGGAAACCCCCAGUACAGAGGACCCACAAGAAAAACUCCUAGAUGAAAACAAUGUGAAAAUCCAGACGGUGUCUUACGAGGUAGAGGAAGAGGAAUAUGUAGAAUAUGAGACAGAUUGCUCCAGCGACAGUGAGAGUGAAGAUAACUUCAUUGUCAUCCCUCCUCGUGAUCACCUGGGCCUUGCUAUCUUCUCUAUGCUCUGCUGCUUCUGGCCUCUGGGCAUUGCCGCUUUCUACUUUUCUCAGGGGACCAGCAAAGCCGUGACUAAGGGAAACUUCCCACUGGCUAGCAUUGCCUCAAGACGAGCCCUAUUCCUGGCUGCUCUCUCCAUCACCAUUGGGACUGGGGUGUAUGUGGGCGUGGUGGUGGCCCUCAUUGCAUAUCUGUCCAAACCAGGCCAAAUAUAGCAGGGCCAGCAAGGGGACUACAGGACUCCAUGAUAAUACACUACCGCCUGAACGUCUUUUUCUAAAUGUCACUCUCAUUCUCAUCCCUCCCCCUGGACUGCCUGUCCAUCCAAAUUAGAGAAAGGGAUGAAGCAGAAGACAAUGAACCAGAAGAACUGUGGACUUUAUCACCUCAGUGAUUAUAUUUAAAUGUCACCACGUGUCACACCACAGCAGUUGCCCCACUGGAUAAAACUUUAUCUUAAGUUUAGCUUAAGACUCAGAGCUUUUCGGGUGAAGAAUACAAAUUAGAGAGACAAAUAAGCAAUCCAAUUAACCAAACCUAAAGGGAAGCUAUUCCAAAGGACACCCAUACGGAUCAAAAGAGACUAACUGCCCUUGGAUUUAUUUUUCCCUUUCCAACUGUGCUUCAUUCAAACCCUGAAAGAGAAGCCGUCUCUGUUCCUUUCUCAUUAUUUACUUAGUCUGUUAAACUCAGUCAGUGUGUGUGGCUCAAUUAAACCAGUGCUGCUGGAUAGACCAACAGCUGUGGUCUCUACGAAAGAGCUCUGUUAAAACGGAUAGUAUACAGUAGGUGACUGCUAUGUUUCUGUUUGGAACAAAUUACACUACUUUGUAUGUUAUAGCAAUCAAAGGUGGAGGUCACUCUCAAAGCCUAAGUUCUUAUGGUCACAAUACAGAACUACAAAAAUAAGAAUCAAAGACAAUGUAGUCCAGCAGUUUGAACUGAAUUUCAUCUGUGAAAUUCAGCUUCACUUACACACAACCUAUGCUGAUCUUUGUGUGAUUUUCUCUUGUUUAGGGCUCUAUGCUUUGUGUUGUAAAUUCUAGUCUUUUGUUUUGUCCAAAGUCCAACUCUGUCUUUUCCCAACACAGGCUCUGAGGUUUAUGUCAUGUAGAAGAAAAGCCUAUAAGUAAACACAUGUGCUGAGAAUUCUGAACAGUAGUAUGACAUCAAGAACAAGAAGCAUUUCUUUUAUAUCUGUAAGGACAUAAGGUUUGAAUUUACCAGUAUCUGAUGGUGUGAUUUCAAACCCAAAAAUCUGAACUAAAUAUGAAUGCAAAAGUACUGAAUAUGAAACAACCUUAUACAAGACUUUUAUAACAAUGUGUCCUCUUAGUCUCCAAACGCAUUACCUAAUGUCUCUUAUGAUAUGAAGAUUAUUUUAGACUUGAACAUGACUGAGAAGAACUGGCAAAACUCAAAACAGAUGUUGAGAAAAAUUACUUUUCUCAAAUUCUUAGAUGGAUGUUUGAACAAACAGGCAGGUUUUGGGCCUCAGGUUGAAUUGAUUAAUAAUGCAUUGCUUGUCUGUGGGCUUGCGGGCUAUGGCGCAUGAGAAUAGACUCACAGGGAAUAUAGUGUUGGGGUUGACUGGUCCAUUGCAACACCAAUGGAGCUUGAAUUUGGUGUAGUCAUCCACAUAAUAACUUCAAAACACAAAAAAAAUAGGGCUCAAGUGGCUGGGUGGUUUAACAUUUGGUGCCUGGUUUGAAUCACUGUGAUACAAGCCUUUGGAAGUUGGUAUAAAUUAAAUUAUAACCUCCUAAUUGCUUCAGCCCUCCCAUUCGGAUUUCUCACUUGCAGAUGACAGGAUCUUGAAAAGCCUACAAAGUGUGUAUGACUGACAUCAUGGUAAUUACAGGAUAGAGAUGACUUGCUUUAACAUACCAAGAUGCUUUUGAAUUCUGCUGGGACUAAGUUACAGGGACUUAAAUGUGUGUGGAAAAUUGUUAAUUGAGAACUGAGUGCAAAAUGGUAUGCAAACUGUCAGUGGAUAUAAUUGAUUGACAUUUUUUUUCUAUCUCAAAUCAAUUACAAGUGAACAGAGAAAAAUUGCUUAGUAAUUCUUUAAGUUUUUGCCAGUUGUGGAAUAAAUGGAAAUAAUAUGUUGGUGAGAAUGUAACCAUUGAAUAACUGAGCUUUUAUUAGACAGGAGUGAGAAGUGUACUAUUGCGGAUUCUAUCGCUUAUUAAUAAUUCUAAUUACUAAUAAAUAAUUACCCUUAAUACUCUGUAUAUGACAUCAAAAGGAGAGCCUUAGUAUUACUGAAAAAUGAAGAAUAAACAAACUGUUAUAAAAUAUGGCCAUAAUUAUGCUUGUCCAGAAUAAUUAUGUAGGUUUUUAUGCAAACUCCCCACCCUGACCCUAUAUUUGAAUAUUUAAAAGUGAUCUCACCAAAUGCAAUGGAACUGUUUAAAAUACCCUCUAAAUAUGUAUCUGAAUGUACAAGAUGGUUUACAAAAAUAUCAAUGUUCCAACAAAUAGACUUACAUGUAUGUGGAGCGAGAUGCAUGGAACGAAACACCACCCUCCCUUCAGAGCUUGUGAUUUACAGCACACAUUAGACCCAAUGUUUUUGUUGUGGUUCUUAGCAAAUGCAUUUCCUUUUCAUCCACUGGAGCGUUUAAAGGCAACAUGGGACACUUGCAGUCUCUCUGCCCAGGUCAUGCAUUAGUCAUACCUGACAUUUAUGGUUCACAAUUAGCUUCCCAUAAUGUUUUUUUCUGAGCAAGUAUCUAGUCUCUAGAGCAAAGCUGGAGCUAGCGAAACAGAAAAUAAUUUUAACGAAUAAGACUACUUUUAAUUCUUUUAAGCUAUUGAAGCUGGAGCGUAUUCAACAAAGCAUAAUAAAAUAAUCUAAUUAAUAUGUUGGUUACAAACUACAAAUUGGCUGUCAUGAAUUGGCUUUCAAUGUCUCAACUAACCUCUUUUAUCAGUAACAUGGUACCAAUAAUUGUAAGAGACAGUUAUAAGAUAAGCCUGAAUCCAUGUUUUUCCUUAUGUGUUCACGUCAUUUAAUUCUAAAUGAACAGUGUCAGUGUCUGCCCUCCCUUGAUUGUGUAUCAGCCUGGCCCUUUUAUCCCCCGUUUUACGUUUCCAUAGUGACUAGUCUUUCACAGAGAUCCAUUUUAUGCUAGUGCGUGCACUUAAUAUGACCUACACUGUAACAAUGGUGAGAGUAAAUGUGCAUUUUACCUUUGAUAGUUUUAAUUGCAAUCAGUUCUUUUGUUUUGUUAUUGUCCCUUAAUGUAGGGCUGUAUGGUUGGUAUCAAUCAACAAAUUGAAGAAAUCAGCUUCAAUUAAAACAAAAUGAGUGUGUUUAUACAAAAUGUCAGUGUUUUCUUAGUAUUGUGAUACUUUGCGUUUUUCUCAUUCAUCAAUUAGAAUAUGCUUGUAAGACAUUGACAACAAUGUAAAUACUGCAAAUAAAAGACAAGACACAGCAGUAUGAAA
This is a messenger RNA of Xyrauchen texanus (razorback sucker), 4367 nucleotides long. Its product is annotated as synapse differentiation-inducing gene protein 1-like. The transcript is spliced from 4 exons. The record is from RefSeq and is a predicted model, not a curated record. Gene Ontology annotation, cellular component: membrane; intracellular membrane-bounded organelle. The coding region runs from base 362 to 1129 and encodes 255 amino acids. NCBI's taxonomy places the organism in Eukaryota, Metazoa, Chordata, Actinopteri, Cypriniformes, Catostomidae.